Molecule: messenger RNA, 645 nt
Organism: Morchella importuna
Lineage: Eukaryota; Fungi; Ascomycota; Pezizomycetes; Pezizales; Morchellaceae
Exons: 1
Coding region: 1-645 (214 amino acids)
Source: RefSeq, a predicted model, not a curated record
AUGUUUCUCGAACAGUCCAUAAUCUCUCCAACAGGCUCUACAGCCCCCGGAGACCCCACCACCCCGGCCGCUACCAACUAUCCCCAUACCCAUACCCCCAACCCCAACCCCUCCGCUGCCAGUUCACCCGAAACAACCGACGACCCCGAGACCUGCGCGCUAACCCCCCCACCCACCACCUCCACCCGCUUCACCGCCCUCCUCUCCACCAACGCCGCCUCCCUCACCCUCGCACGUCACUCGCGCACUGGUCUAACCACCCACCUCCACACCCUCACCGCGCAAAAAGACGCCCUCCUCCACAAGCUGCAAGACACCAUGACAACCCCCACCCCCCACUACACCGCCACCUCCUACGACGACGGCCUCAUGGCCACCCACUCCCUCCUCACCGCGUGCCGCGAGGCAGAGUCAGACCUCGCAUACAACUGGCUGGAGCUGUACCAGCUGCGCUCGCAGCGGGCGGCGCUACUCGCUGCGAGAGAGGCGGAGAUACAGCGGCUGCAGAAGUUGAUUGAGGAGGGAGAGAGGGAGGUGAGGAUGUUGAACGGGAUUGUGGGGGUGCUUGGGUGCCGGUGGCCGGGGGCGCCGGUGGAGGUGAGGUAUGAGGGGAUUUAUGGGGGGAGGUGGAGGAGGGGAUGGUAA